AUGAAGAAUGGGGUCAUCGUCAUCUCGCCCCUCGCCUCCUCGGUGGCGUCCAUGUUCAACCUCGCGUAUGGGUUCGUCUCCACGUCGUUGUUCAGCAUGCUGGUGACAAAGUUUAGAGCGUCUUCCAUACUCACUUUGACCUACCUCUCCGUGCCUGGCCCGGAGCUGAUGUUCACCUUCCUGAUCCCGUUGCCGACGUCGAACAGCUACUCAACUAUGCCCGGGAAUCUGCAAACUCCUCACCAUCAUCUCCAUCGCCGGGUUCAUCUUAUGGUUCGAGCCGCGCCUCGCGAUGUUGAUGCGGCGCUGAUACAUGCCAUUGCCAACGGGCAUGUAACCGCGUCGAGGCCCACGUCCGCGUACACGACCGGCAGCUCUAGCAGAUGCCGUGGAGCCAAUCGUAGGCAUGCCCUGUCUUACAAUUAUGCAUGUGCCCAAUAUCAUGCCGAGCCGCAUAAUCGCCAUUACAGCGAGCUUGAAACGUCCUCGUCUCCGCUCGGCAACUUGUUCGUGUCGCUGGACUUGAUCUCCUUCCAGUCAAUCCUGAUUAACAUCGCGCAGACAGACAUCAUUUAG
Trematosphaeria pertusa is the source of this 576-nucleotide messenger RNA. RefSeq lists its product as uncharacterized. The transcript is spliced from 2 exons. Bases 1 to 576 code for a protein of 191 amino acids. NCBI's taxonomy places the organism in Eukaryota, Fungi, Ascomycota, Dothideomycetes, Pleosporales, Trematosphaeriaceae. The record is from RefSeq and is a predicted model, not a curated record.